AUGGCUUGGCUCGGCGGUCGCAGCAGUUUCUAUGUGGACUGCGACGCCUUUAACACUUCGGCUACUGCACCGAGACGCGGUACCGAAAUGUUUCUGGAAGAGGAAGGGCAGAGGAUCCGACUGAGUUUGCUGCGGGAGCUCGAUAACUCCCCUGACAAGGUCGGAGCAGGAGAGCCAUAUCAGUGGCUGCGAAUGGUGGAUAUUGAUCAUGCCGCAAGAUGGUGCGCCAAUGACCCGCAGUGUACAGGUGUGUGCUUCAGCUCGGAGACGGGCUGGGCUCGCUACUAUCACCAUCAGAUUCAGCAAUAUGAGGUAGAUACCAGUGGAACCAAAGGUUGGGUCUGUCUCUCUCUGAAGGGCAUUGGGCCGAUGGGGACUGGCAUGAAAUCCGAAAUGAGGCCCUGCUUUCACGGCCUCGAG
Symbiodinium necroappetens is the source of this 420-nucleotide messenger RNA. The record is from the annotation of a GenBank genome assembly. NCBI's taxonomy places the organism in Eukaryota, Dinophyceae, Suessiales, Symbiodiniaceae.